GGGUGUGAGGCUGUGUCCCUGCGUGUCGCUGACACACACGCACACUGAUACCAGCCCUGCUUCGACGUGCGUGUCAUGGCUUAAAAAUAGAUGCUAAUCCGUCAACCGGUCUGGCGCUGGCAGCCGAGGCGGCGGUGGCAGCAGAGUCAUGGCCGUGGGGCUGUCUGAGCCUGCGAUCUGCCUCCGGGACUGAGACCCGCGCCGCCUCCCGAGCAGCAGCUACCUGGAGACCGACCCCUCAUCACCGCGGCCACCCCUGUGGCUGCCACGGUUCCUGCCGCCUCUAAGAUGUGCCCCGGUAACUGGCUCUGGGCCUCGGUGACAUUCAUGGCCCGCUUCUCCCGGAGUGGCUCGAGGCCUCCUGUUCGCACGAGAGGGGCCCUGGAAGAGGUACCAGCUGUCCAGCAUCCCUUCCUCAACGUCUUUGAGUUGGAAAGGCUUCUCUACACGGGCAAGACGGCCUGUAACCACGCCGACGAGGUCUGGCCAGGCCUCUACCUCGGAGACCAGGAAAUAGCCAACAACCACCGGGAGCUCCGUCGCCUGGGCAUCAGCCACGUCCUCAACGCCUCUCACAGCAGGUGGCGAGGGACACCCGAGGCCUACGAGGGGCUGGGCAUCCGCUACCUGGGUGUCGAGGCCCACGACUCGCCAGCCUUCGAUAUGAGCGUCCACUUCCAGGCGGCCGCUGACUUCAUCCACCGGGCACUGAGCCAGCCGGGAGGGAGGAUCCUGGUGCACUGUGCCGUGGGGGUGAGCCGCUCGGCCACCCUGGUGCUGGCCUACCUCAUGCUGUACCACCGCCUCACCCUCGUGGAGGCCAUCAAAAAAGUCAAGGACCACCGAGGCAUCAUCCCCAAUAGGGGCUUCUUGAGGCAACUCCUGGCCCUGGACCGCAGGCUGCGGCAGCGUCUGGAGGCGUGAGGGGGCAGAGGGA
Molecule: messenger RNA, 937 nt
Organism: Eubalaena glacialis (North Atlantic right whale)
Lineage: Eukaryota; Metazoa; Chordata; Mammalia; Artiodactyla; Balaenidae
Gene: DUSP26
Product: dual specificity phosphatase 26
Exons: 4
Coding region: 289-924 (211 amino acids)
Biological process (GO): negative regulation of MAPK cascade; protein dephosphorylation
Cellular component (GO): cytoplasm
Molecular function (GO): MAP kinase phosphatase activity; protein tyrosine/serine/threonine phosphatase activity
Source: RefSeq, a predicted model, not a curated record